Molecule: messenger RNA, 2360 nt
Organism: Suricata suricatta (meerkat)
Lineage: Eukaryota; Metazoa; Chordata; Mammalia; Carnivora; Herpestidae
Gene: FGF13
Product: fibroblast growth factor 13
Exons: 7
Coding region: 299-1066 (255 amino acids)
Biological process (GO): cell differentiation; animal organ morphogenesis; regulation of cell migration
Cellular component (GO): cytoplasm
Molecular function (GO): fibroblast growth factor receptor binding; growth factor activity
Source: RefSeq, a predicted model, not a curated record
GCCCUUCUCCCAGCCUGGAGGAGCCCGGCUGUCUCCAACUUGGGCGGCCGGCCGCAGGCGAGGAGUCGCCGACUUCCCGGACCGAGAUUCCAGCGCUCGCUGCGGGCCGCUGCCAACAGCGGAGUCCCCGAAGUGCAGCGGCGGCGGCGGCAGCGGCGGGGAAAGCGGAGCCCGCCCCGAGCCACACCGAGGGGAGCCUGCGGUCGCCACUUGCCGCCCCUAAGCACUCUCCGAAGUCCGGCCCGCUCGGCGAGGACUUCCGUCUCCUGGGCGACCCUUGUCAAGCAAGCUGGGCUCUAUGAGUGGAAAGGUGACCAAGCCCAAAGAGGAGAAAGAUGCUUCUAAGGUUCUGGAUGACGCCCCCCCUGGCACACAGGAAUACAUUAUGUUACGGCAAGAUUCCAUCCAAUCUGCGGAAUUAAAGAAAAAAGAGUCCCCCUUUCGUGCUAAGUGUCACGAAAUCUUCUGCUGCCCGCUGAAGCAAGUGCACCACAAAGAAAACACAGAGCCCGAAGAGCCUCAGCUCAAGGGAAUAGUUACCAAACUCUACAGCCGACAAGGCUAUCACUUGCAGCUACAGGCGGAUGGAGCCAUCGACGGCACAAAGGAUGAGGACAGCACUUACACUCUGUUUAACCUCAUCCCGGUGGGUCUUCGAGUGGUGGCUAUUCAAGGAGUUCAAACCAAGCUGUAUUUGGCAAUGAACAGCGAGGGAUACCUGUACACCUCGGAACAUUUUACACCAGAGUGCAAAUUCAAAGAAUCGGUGUUUGAAAAUUAUUAUGUGACCUAUUCGUCGAUGAUAUAUCGUCAGCAGCAGUCAGGCCGAGGGUGGUAUCUGGGUCUGAACAAAGAAGGGGAGAUCAUGAAAGGAAACCAUGUGAAGAAGAACAAGCCUGCAGCUCACUUUCUGCCCAAACCACUCAAAGUGGCCAUGUACAAGGAGCCGUCCCUGCACGACCUCACGGAGUUCUCCCGGUCCGGAAGCGGCACCCCAACCAAGAGCAGAAGCGUCUCGGGCGUGCUGAACGGAGGCAAAUCCAUGAGCCACAACGAAUCCACGUAGCCAGUGAAAGCAAAACAAGACCUCUGUAACAGAACCUUACCUCCAGGUGCUGUUGAAUUCUAGCAGGCCCUUUGCCCAAAAGUUCACAUGUGUCAUUGACGUUUACCAAACAAACAGGCAGAGUUCACUAGUCUAUCUGCCCUUAAACCUUCCGAUCCUCCACACUAAAGCCCCAUAAUUUCUAGAGAGCUUGUGCAACAAACGGCCAAGCAUUAUCAGUGAACUUAAAUCCUGGAGAGAAGGGCCUGCCCAGUUUUUCUCAUGAUCUCACCUGCACUCUGGGGAUGACAGGCAAAAACCAUUCACAGCACUAAUGCUGAUAAAAAUUUGCGCUCCAACCAAGAAAAUAUAAAAGACCACAAUUGCUCUUCAAAAACAAAACAAAAACAAAAAACAAAACACAAAAUUAACUACUUAAAUGUUUUGUCGGGGCAAACAAAACUUCUGUGACCUGUGUUGUUUUCUUGGCUUCCUGUUUUCUAUCUACGCUUGAUUCAGAUGUAUUCUUCCUUUCGUAAUAGUGUAACUCCAUGAUUUCUGAAAUUCAGUGGUUUCUACCAACUUUGUGUCCCUUAAUCCAAAUCAACGAAGUUCAGGGUUGAAUCUGAAUUGGCUUCUCAGGCUCAAGGUAACAGUGUUCUUGUGAUUCUACCAAUUUUUCUUUUUCUUUUUUUUAGAUUUGUAGUGUAUUCUGGUCAAGUUAUCGUGCUGUAUUCUGUGCAUAGAAAUUGAACUGUAUCGUCAAUCCCAGUCAGUACGGAUUACUUAAAAAAAAGAUUGUUCUCAAGUGUAGAUUUCUCUUGAUUCCAUUUGUGUUAUCGUGUUCAACUAUCGUUGUGGCUUCUUGUAUAAAGACACGAACUGUGGAACUGUGGUGUCAUCUUUUGUGUUGUUACAAUAAGAAUUGUCUUAUCUGUAUAUGUACUAGGAGUCCUGCUGCCGUUCUUUUGGCAUGUGAAUAUUGUGUACAAGGAAAUGUUAAGACUGGUUACCCCUAAUCAACAUAUACUUAUACUUGCUUCUGGAAAAGUGUUUAAGACUUAGCUAGGUUUCCAUUUAGAUCUUCAUAUCUGUUGCAUGGACGAAAGUUGGAAUCUUGGCAUAGAGUUGCAUGACAUGUAAGAUUUUGUGCAUUAAUAAUUGUUAAAAUCUGUGUUCCAAAAGUGGACAUAGCAUGUGCAGGGCAGUUUUCUGUCCUGUGCACAAAAAAAGGUAAAAAAAAAGUUGUUUAAUAUUUGUUGUUGUAUACCCAAAUACGCACCGAAUAAACUCUUUAUAUUCAUUCAAAGAAAAA